GAGAUACAGAAGGCAGACUUUGAGCGAAGGGGCAUUAUCAAAGAACUCCUCCGAGAUAAAGCAGGAGCAAGAAUCAAAACCAUACAGACAAUGAAUGGAUCUCAGACACUGUAUCGGACCUGGCACAAUGAAUCUGAUUGGAUAAAUGAGUCCUUCACCGCUGUACAUUAUCACAUGUUUGAUAUGGUAGAAUCAAUACUCCUUCCUUCUUUCAUUGGUGUUAUCUGUUCCACAGGAUUGGUCGGAAAUAUUCUCAUCCUCAUUACCAUUACCAGAUCAGUGCGGAAGACCAUUCCAGAUAUUUAUAUUUGUAACCUAGCUGUGGCAGAUUUGGUUCAUAUUAUUGGAAUGCCAUUUCUGAUUCAUCAGUGGGCACAAGGAGGCAAGUGGGUGUUUGGCAGUACUCUCUGCACCACUAUCACAUCACUAGACAGUUGCAAUCAGUUUUCGUGUUGUGCAAUUAUGACUGCUAUGAGUCUGGACAGGUACCUGGCCCUUGUACAUCCAUUCCGUCUGACAAGUUUCAGAACCAGGUCGAAAACCAUUAAGAUCAACCUCUGCCUUUGGGCAAUUUCAAUUCUAUUGGCCCUUCCUGUCUGGACACAUGCAAAAGUCAUUAAGUUUAAAGAUGGCUUGGAAAGCUGUGCUAUUGAUCUAUCUUCGCCCCAGGACAUACUUUGGUAUACACUGUACCACACCUUAACUUCUUUCUUCUUUCCCUUACCUCUGAUAAUACUUUGUUACGUUUUGAUUCUGUGUUACACAUGGGACAUCUAUCAAGAAAACAAGAGAACUGGAAGAUAUAAUGCAACUAUCCCCAGAGCACGGCUCAAACGACUGACGAAGAUGGUCUUGGUGUUAGUGGGUAUUUUUGUGGUUAGUUCAGCACCAUACCAUGUGAUUCAAUUAAUAAAUCUCAAAAUCACUCAGCCCACCUCUGUUUAUUACAUCGUUUACUACAUAUCUAUCUGCCUCAGUUACGCCAGCAGCAGCAUUAAUCCCUUUCUCUACAUACUGCUCAGUGGCAAUUUCCGAAGGAGGCUAACUGGUUGCACAAAGAUUCCAAUGAAAGUGACUGAACGUGAAAUUAUUAACAUAGAAAGCACAAUGAAGUUCAGUUAUUGA
Messenger RNA from Hemiscyllium ocellatum (epaulette shark), 1125 nucleotides. It is a transcript of the gene mchr2a, whose product is annotated as melanin concentrating hormone receptor 2a. The record is from RefSeq and is a predicted model, not a curated record. Lineage: Eukaryota; Metazoa; Chordata; Chondrichthyes; Orectolobiformes; Hemiscylliidae. Gene Ontology annotation, molecular function: neuropeptide binding; G protein-coupled receptor activity. Gene Ontology annotation, biological process: neuropeptide signaling pathway. The coding region runs from base 91 to 1125 and encodes 344 amino acids. Gene Ontology annotation, cellular component: membrane; neuron projection. The transcript has 6 exons.